Molecule: messenger RNA, 1128 nt
Organism: Culicoides brevitarsis
Lineage: Eukaryota; Metazoa; Arthropoda; Insecta; Diptera; Ceratopogonidae
Product: probable dimethyladenosine transferase
Exons: 2
Coding region: 77-997 (306 amino acids)
Biological process (GO): rRNA methylation
Cellular component (GO): nucleolus
Molecular function (GO): rRNA (adenine-N6,N6-)-dimethyltransferase activity
Source: RefSeq, a predicted model, not a curated record
UUUACAUUCACGUGGGAAUGUUUUGGUUCACGAAAAAUUAAUUUUUCUACCAAAAUUCAUCGAAAAAUUAAGAAAAAUGCCCAAAGUUAAGGCAGAAAAGAAGAGUCGGAUUCAUGGCGAGGUUCAACGUCAAGGAAUCCAAUUCAACAAGGAUUUUGGUCAACAUAUCCUGAAAAAUCCUCUGAUUAUCGAAGCGAUGUUGGAAAAAGCUGCUGUUCGACCCACAGACGUAGUUUUGGAAGUUGGGCCCGGCACAGGAAAUUUAACCGUAAAAAUGUUGGAGAAAACAAAAAAAGUCGUCGCUUGUGAAAUCGAUCCUCGUCUCGUUGCGGAGCUCCAAAAACGUGUUCAAGGCACGCCAUUACAACACAAACUUCAAAUUCUCAUCGGAGACGCGCUCAAGACAGAACUUCCCUUUUUCGAUUUGUGCAUCGCCAAUGUUCCGUAUCAAAUUUCGUCGCCGCUUGUCUUCAAACUUUUGCUUCAUCGCCCGUUUUUUCGCUGCGCUGUUCUCAUGUUUCAACGGGAAUUCGCCCAACGUCUCGUCGCAAAGCCCGGAGAUAAACUUUAUUGUCGCUUGAGUAUCAAUACACAGCUGCUGGCGCGCGUUGAUAUGCUCAUGAAAGUCGGGAAAAAUAAUUUCAGGCCUCCGCCAAAAGUUGAAUCGAGUGUCGUGAGAAUUGAGCCGAAAAAUCCGCCGCCUCCGAUUAACUUCACGGAAUGGGAUGGUUUGACGCGGAUUGCGUUUUUGCGGAAAAAUAAGACGUUGGCAGCUGCCUUUAAGCAAACCGCUGUGAUGAGUACGCUCGAGAAGAAUUACAGACUUCAUUGUUCGCUGAAUAAUCAGGCGAUUGAUCCGGAAUUUAAUAUCAAGACGAAAGUCGAGGAUAUUUUGAUGGAAUUGGGAGCGGAAAAGUUGCGGGCACGAACGAUGGAUAUUGAUGACUUUAUGCGCGUUUUACAUGGGUUUAAUUCACAAGGAAUUCAUUUUUCAUAAAAUUAUGAAAUAUUUAAUAAAAUAAAAUUUAAAAAAUAUUCAAAAAAAUCUUUUAAAAAAAUAUAAAAAAAAAAUUUUGAACGAAAAUGGUAAAUUUUCAAUUUUAAUUAAUUUUUAAAAAUUCUAAAUUA